Plasmodium vinckei vinckei is the source of this 2385-nucleotide messenger RNA. RefSeq names its product conserved Plasmodium protein, unknown function. The record is from RefSeq and is a predicted model, not a curated record. The transcript has a single exon. The coding region runs from base 1 to 2385 and encodes 794 amino acids. NCBI's taxonomy places the organism in Eukaryota, Apicomplexa, Aconoidasida, Haemosporida, Plasmodiidae.
AUGAUUAAUUGGGGGUCCGCAAAAAACAAUGAAACAAAAAAUGAAAGGAAAAUAAUCCAUUGUUAUGACAUAGGAAAUAAUAGUGAACAGAGGGAAGAUAUAAAUAAUUUAUUAAAAAAUAUAAAAAAUGAAGAUAAAGAAUUGUGUUUUCCCUUAUUAAACUUUUAUUUUUUGAAUAAAAACUUUAAAUACCAAAAUUUAAAGGAGAGUUUAGAAGUAAAUAGCAAUAUAAAUGAAUAUGUUAAUUUGAAACUUCUUCAUAAGGAUGUAUAUCCAUCAGACAUCUCUUUUAAUAAGGAAAGAAUAAAUAGACAAAAGAGAGCAUGGGAAAAAAUAAAUGAUUUGAAGAUGCAUGGAAAAACUGUGGAAGUAGACAGUCGAACUCGUGAUAUUUUACACUUACUUAAAGGAAAGCACAAUGAUUAUGAGCGCGAUGAUAAUAGCAAUAUAAAUAAUAGAAGAAAUAGCGGAUGGAGUAAAGGGAAUAUUGAGGUGCCAGAAAAUGCUCCAGAUAUUUGGAAAAAAAAUGAUAUAAUUGGAACAUUUAACCCAAUAUAUAAUGCUAGAGAUAAGAUAAUAAAUGAUAAUUAUUCUGAGUCUAUUCCAACAAUUGAUAUUUUUUAUAAUUCAUCAAAAUUACUUACUAUUCAAACUGUUUUCGAGCCAAUUAAUGAUUAUAUAUAUUUACUGCGUCUAUUACCAAAAUUUUGUCUACCCCUAUAUGAUUCAGGCAUAUUACAAUAUGCAUGCGAAGAUCCAUUAUUAAAUCCGAAAUUAAGAGGUCUUGAACUUUCUUAUAGAUUACUAAUCCAUGAUAUAUUAUUCUAUGCCCUUUUUUCAUAUUUAUCUGAUUUACCAUUUUGGGCAAAACCACCAAUUGAACUUUUAAGAAUUUAUAAUUAUGAAAGUUUAUAUUCCUUUAAUGAUUACGAAUCAGAUCAUACUGAACGGCUAGUUUUUCAUAACAUAAAAAAUGUUUUAUAUAAUUUUUCAGACACUAUAAAUAAAAUUGAAUUAUUAUAUCCCAAAAAUUAUUACAUUACUAUAUUUCCAAAUAUAUACUUUAAAAAUAUUAUCGAUUUUUUAAAAUCAGAAAAUUUUAAAUUAAAAAAAAUAAUAAUUGUUAUUAAAGGAAAAAAUUUUAUUAAUGAACAAAUGAUUAAUUAUUUUAAAGAGAACUUAGAAAAUUUUAAAGGAAUUACUACAGAAAACAUAAAAAGGGAUAUACACAAGAAACAUUAUAACACAAAUAAAAAUAUAGAAAAUUGUAAUAAUCAACAAAAGGAUACAAAAAGUAUAAUUCAGGCCAUUAAAAAGUGUCAUGAGUCUAAUAAAAAUAAUUCGAUUUUUGGAAAAGACACGUUAAAAAAAAUAAAUGUAAAUGAGAAAAAAUGUGAGAAUGGCCCUAUCCACUUAACUUAUGAAAGCAUGUCCACAAGCCAAUACUAUAAAGAAGAAAUUACUGAAAAAAAUAAAAUACAUUCUAAAAAAUUUGAUGAUACUAAUAUAUCAAAUAAUGAAGAACACUAUACUUUUUGCAAAAAAAAUAAUAGCAGCGAUUUGUCAAAUGUGUAUAAUAAAUAUUAUGAAAAGGAGAUAAGAGAAAAUAUAAUAAAUAUAGAGAAAGAAAAUAAUAAUGAUAUAAGUGAUAAUUGUGAUUCAUUUGAGUCAUCAUGUAGUGAAAACGAUGAAACAGAUGAUGAAAAUGUUGAUGGAUUUUUUAAAACUAAGAAAUUAAAAAAUACAGUAUAUGAUAAAGAUAAUUACUCUUUUUUAAAAUUUAUUAAUCAAAUUAUAAAUUAUGAAAAAAUAAUUGAUUAUUUAAAAAAUGAUCCACAACGUCAAGGAGAAAAUUCAAAAAUCCGAUUUUAUAUAAAAUUAUUACUUUUUGAAAAAUCAAGCACAUUUUAUAAUAUAAAUCAAGAUGAAGCAAAUUUAGACAGAAUACAAAAUCCAUAUUAUGAAAUGAACUCUGAAGAACAAUUCGACUUGAUAGAUACUCAAGAAAACACAACCCCAACGAAUACUGAUAUAAUUGGGUGUAGUGAUAAUAAAGAGGAUGAAGACAAUGUUCCAGAAAUAAAUGAUUCGAAUUAUAGAAAUCAUGAAAGUGGUAGCAGUUGUGAUGGUGGAAAUGCAGGAUUAAAAGAUAAUUGUAAUACAUGUUCAGAUAAAGAAGAGAAAAUAAACAUCAAAGAAAUAAAUAAUAGUAGUCAAAAUUCAUCAGAUGAUUAUAUUGGAAAUUUAAUAAAAAAUGUAAGAGAAACUUAUGGUAAUAGCAAUUUUUUAUCAUUUAAAAGUAAUGAAGAUAUUGAAGGAGACAAUAAUUUAAAUUUGGAUCAUGUACAAGAUUCUCUAACAAGGAUUACCUUCAAUUUUAAUUAA